UCUGCAUAAAGAAAAAAUCUAAGAUGACAACAUCAUAACACAUUUCUAAAAUUCACCAUGCCGAGAUAAAUAUGAAAGAAUCUAUUAAAACGGAAACCUAACAUAUCAACCAUGGUAACUGUUUUCAAAAAAGGCUCAAGAAGUUUCUAAUCACAAUGUCAAAAUGCAACAAAGUGAAAAAUCCAUGUAAGAUAUGCUUAGGACCUGUGACGCAUAAGAACGGCUUACAAUGCCAAGGUGCGUGCCAAAGUUGGGUGCACUACAACUGCCUGAACUACACCCCUGGCAAGAUCAAGGACAUAAAGGCCGGUAUAAUCAAAGUAACAUGCCCCUGUCCCGACUGCAAGACGAGUAUGCCCAAAGAAUUCCGAACGGAUCAGCCAUACAGCUGCACCAAUUCCAUGUGCCCAGCAAACAGGCCCCCCAAAUGUGACAACAUGCAGUGCCCUAUUAACGACGCCGGGAAAGGCCGCGUGGUGCGACCACCACCUCCUUGCCCACUCAGCAAAUGUGGCAAUGAUUGCAAGACAUACACUACCCCGCAGUUCAGUAGUCCGCAGUUACGACCCUCGUGCCCCUCGCCUCAACCACAGCCUCCGUGUAGUAAUAAUAAUAAUUACGGCGGCGACAUAUCACCAAUGUCUUCUUCUGACGCUUGCCUAAGCGAAGCAAUCACCAAUCGAUGUCCUUCAGGAUGCUCAUCAACACAAGAAGACGUUCAAGGAGAUGUAGGCGUAUAUCAAAUGGGAAGCAGCAUGCCCUCAUUUCACGUUGUGGAACAGAUGUGUAACACCGUUGGCCAGCUUACGAAUCAGAUCAAUGAUCUCAUGAUGAAGAUGAAGCAGGCGUGCAACAGGCCGGGUGGUAAUGGUAACGGUGGUAGCAAUGGUAGCAGCAACGGUGGGAAUGGAAAUGGUGGGAAUGGUGGAGGAGGCUGCUGUCCAAGAUCACCAAAGUCAACAUGUCCACAAAAAGGACCAAAAUCGAUGUGCCCAAAACCUUGCUACUGCCCCGGUAACCCUGCUCGACGAAAAUAGAUAUUCCAAUUUUAUUUCAAUUUAUUUUUAAUAGUUAUGGAAUAAUAUAUUGUUGUCUACAUAUUUUGUGAAAUAACUGAUCUACGUUUCAAAACAUUGGCGAGUUUUAUUCGUAUCUAAUUUAAAUGACGACGGAUUUUAAUAUAGCGUGUUCCUUCCAAGUUUAAAAGGAAUAAUAUGACAUCCGUUUCAAUGCUAAAUAUAAUUUAUUGAGAACCU
Molecule: messenger RNA, 1256 nt
Organism: Helicoverpa armigera (cotton bollworm)
Lineage: Eukaryota; Metazoa; Arthropoda; Insecta; Lepidoptera; Noctuidae
Exons: 1
Coding region: 156-1037 (293 amino acids)
Source: RefSeq, a predicted model, not a curated record